Durio zibethinus is the source of this 1336-nucleotide messenger RNA. Its product is annotated as DNA repair protein XRCC3 homolog. Gene Ontology annotation, cellular component: replication fork; Rad51C-XRCC3 complex. NCBI's taxonomy places the organism in Eukaryota, Viridiplantae, Streptophyta, Magnoliopsida, Malvales, Malvaceae. The record is from RefSeq and is a predicted model, not a curated record. Gene Ontology annotation, biological process: t-circle formation; telomere maintenance via recombination; resolution of mitotic recombination intermediates. Gene Ontology annotation, molecular function: four-way junction DNA binding; ATP-dependent DNA damage sensor activity; ATP binding.
UUAUUUGAAAAAAGCCCUUCGGCGCCAUUUUCCGCAAUGAAAAAUGUAAAGCUAUUCCAAAUCGAAGUAACAAAAAAGGUCAGCAAACAUAUAAAAAAAAAAAAAAACUUGAGCAAACAAUGAUACCGCAAAACCUCCUUCAAUUAACCACCCAAAAAUGCACGACAGGCUGCCCAAUCCUUGAUCGCUUGCUCCGCGGUGGCAUCCCUUGCGACUCGAUAACCGAGAUCGUCGCCGAGAGCGGUUCUGGCAAGACCCAAAUCUGCCUCCAACUAUCACUCCAUGCCCAACUCCCUGUUUCCCAUGGUGGUCUCGCCGCUUCCUCUCUCUAUCUCCACACCGAAUUCCCAUUCCCCUUUCGCCGCCUUCACCAACUCUCUCUUUCGUUUCGCUCCUCAAAUGCCAACCGUUUGCCCACUAAUGACAACCCCUGUGAUCAUAUAUUUGUGCAAAGUGUGCACUCUGCUGAUCAACUGCUCGAAAUUAUGUCUAAAACAGAGUCCUUCAUUGAAAACACGAAAACCGAAUUGCCCGUUCGGCUUAUUGUGAUUGACUCAAUCGCUGCUUUGUUUAGGUCUGAGUUUGACAACACCCCAGUUGAGCUUAAGAGAAGAUCAUCUUUGUUCUUUAAGAUAUCUUCCAAGUUAAAGGCAUUAGCGAAGAGGUUUAGUUUAGCGGUUUUGGUGACGAAUCAGGUAGUCGAUUUGGUGGCACUUGAGGGAAUAAAUGGCUUGAGGAUUGGGAAUUUAGGAUGUUUAUACACGUCAGGUAGGAGGGUUUCUCCUGCAUUGGGGUUAGCUUGGGCUAAUUGUGUUAAUUCAAGGCUAUUCUUAUCGAGGAACGAAGAGGUUAUUCGUGAAGAGGAUCGAAACUUAAAUGGCGAAAGUAGUGAUUUUUUGUGUAAGCAAACAAGGAGAAAGCUUUAUGUUGUUUUUGCACCCCAUUUGGCUGAAUCAUCGUGCGAGUUUGUGAUAACCAGAGAAGGGCUUUUUGGAGUUGAAAGAUAGUUGCCUGAUUAAUUUUUGUACAAGAAGAGAUCAUCCGAAGGUAGCUAUGUGGAAUAUUUGAGUAUUUAUUUAUUUAUGUUUAGACUUUGGAAGAAAGGUUGAAGUCAGAGGUGGCUUUUAGCUCUGAGAGUUUUAAUGUUGCAUCAUUUAGGGCUGUCUAUUACAUUUUGACAUAAUCGUUUUUUGCAAUAGUGGCUUUGUACUUUUCAUUUGUGAAUAGGGAUGUAAAUUUGACUUGGUUAUAUGGUUUCUUUCAAAUAAGAUAGACAUUUUAGUUAUAUUUCUUUAUAAUCUAUAAUUAGACAUUUCAAUACAUUUUGAUCUGGGUU